AUGGUCGGUUCAACGUCCAUUUCCAUGUACGUCCCUCAUGGGAUUGGGCAAGUUUUGGAUUCCAUUUCUGAUCAAAGCUCUUCGAGCAAUGUUAUUCCUCUUCUCACCACAAUGUCUGCAGUUUUUGUUGCAGGAACAGGCAUUAACUUUGGAAGAAUUGCAAUUUUCAAAUGGGCCAACGAGAAAAUAGUCAACAAUAGGUUCGCUUCUGACGCUCCCAUUGCAGGGAAGGCAAUCACGUCAAACCUGUCCGAUGCAAUUAAAAAUGUAGGGCAGGGCAUCGUUGGCACUGUAAUGAUGUAUGGGAUCAGUGCAAAAUUGUGCGCAUGUCUGAUUGGAAUCCUUCCGCCAAUAGCAAUUCUGGGAAUCUUUUUUGGAAAAAUUGUCAAAAAAAUAUCCUUCCAAUCGCAAGAAUCGCUUUCUGCAUGCCUUUCUUUUGCAGAGGAGCGCUUUUCGAGCAUCAAGACCGUAAAAAUCUUUGGCCGCGAAAAGGAGGAAUCUUCCGCUUUCAGCAAGAAAAUCGAAUCUAUACUUGCCCUUGCUCGAAAGGAAAGUAUUGCUGCCGGGUCAAUGUACGCAAUGACUGGCGCGCUGGCAAAUGCGUCUUUGAUAUUUUUACUAUCACUCUCUAGCUCUAUGAUACUUGCAAAUGAGAUAACCAUAGGCGCUCUCACUUCAUUUUUGAUGUAUACCGCGUACGUUGGAGGCUCCGUAUCUCGUAAUAAUCGGCCUUUCAUUAAAUUACUAGGUCUUUCUAAUGUUUUUUCGGAAUUUCUUAAAGGAUACGGUGCAUUUGAACGCAUAGCGCCUUUGCUGGGCCCCAUUUUGAGGGAACCCCGUGCUCGCGAGCUCGAGUCGCCCAUUUUACGGGGACAUGUUUCAUUUGAAAAUGUAAAGUUUACCUAUUUUGGCAAAGAGGGCGAGUAUAUCCUCGAUGGGUUCACUGCACCACAGCUUGCUUGUCCAGGAAAAAUCACCGUCUUGGUAGGUCCAAGUGGAAAGGGGAAGUCCACGCUUAUUUCUCUCUUACUGCGAUUGUAUCCCGUGUCAUCUGGAAAAAUUAUGAUUGACAACACACAUAAUUUGGAAUCGAUCGACUUAAAUUGGCUGAAGGAAAAAGUUGCGGUCGUGCCACAAGAUCCCCAGUUGUUCCAAGAGAGCAUCGCCAACAACAUUGCCUAUGGGAAGAUAGGUGCCUCGGAUCAGGAAAUAAUGGAAGCAGCCAAACUCGCAAAUGCUCAUGGGUUCAUUGAAAAUCUUCYCAAUCGAUAUGACACAGUGAUAGGAGAGCGGGGAUGUACCCUUUCCGGAGGCCAAAGGCAGCGAAUAGCAUUAACCAGGGCUUUGAUCAAAAAUGCUUCUAUCUUGAUUUUAGAUGAGCCUACUUCUGCCCUAGACACCGAGAAUGAGUCUUUGAUUCACAAAAUGCUCCAACGGCUUGCUGCAGACGGAAUUUCCAUCGUCAUUAUUACACACAAAGAAGCCACAGCUGCAAUUGCAGAUUUGAAGAUCGAAUUAAUUUAA
This is a messenger RNA of Mitosporidium daphniae, 1524 nucleotides long. Its product is annotated as subfamily B (MDR/TAP) ATP-binding cassette protein. Lineage: Eukaryota; Fungi; Microsporidia. The transcript is spliced from 2 exons. The record is from RefSeq and is a predicted model, not a curated record. Gene Ontology annotation, molecular function: ATP binding; ABC-type transporter activity; ATP hydrolysis activity. Gene Ontology annotation, cellular component: membrane. The coding region runs from base 1 to 1524 and encodes 507 amino acids. Gene Ontology annotation, biological process: transmembrane transport.